AUGAGUGGGUAUUCUCUUCGAUCUAAGAGACUAAAAAACGUCAAGACUGUCGCCAGAGAUAAUCUCGCAAACGAAAGAACGUUUUUGGCGUGGCUACGCACAUCCAUUGUAUGUGUAUCUAUAGGCAUUGCAUUGGCACAACUUCUACGAUUCACUGAACAGGAGUGUCAGGUGGACAUUGGCUCAUACACUGUGAUUAUAGAAUAUGGAAACAGCAGUACCUUGAGCUUAGGUAAGCCGUUUGCUGUGGUUUGCAUUGUACUUGGAAUCAUCACCCUCAUCACAGGCUUUGUUCGGUUCUACUACGCUGAAAAUAUGCUAACUGAGGGCUACUAUCCAAUGUCGAGCGUCUCGGCGCUUAUUGCCGUGGCUAUGGUAUCUAUUGUAACGAUUCUAUAUGUGAUACUGACGGCGAAAGUCAUAUUCUAG
Candidozyma duobushaemuli is the source of this 429-nucleotide messenger RNA. Its product is annotated as YidH family protein. Lineage: Eukaryota; Fungi; Ascomycota; Pichiomycetes; Serinales; Metschnikowiaceae. The record is from RefSeq and is a predicted model, not a curated record. The transcript has 2 exons. The coding region runs from base 1 to 429 and encodes 142 amino acids.